AGAGUUCCCACUGCAUGCGGCAAAAAUGUGGCUAAAAAAAUCAAGUCCAAAUAUAAUUUUAAUACAGAACAGUAAACAUAAUGCCAACCGGACACAGAAAAUUUUGCCUACUAUUGCAUCCAAUUGAAUUCAAGCACUGGACACAAUUGCUCCAAGGGCACUCCCCCUGAUGAGUGUAAUAGAAGUGGAUUAUCGGAAUAAAACACUGCAUGGGAGGGAUGAACAGUAUACCAGAGGAAAAUGAUGAAUCUUGCUAUCCAGAGGCCAUUUCUAGAGAUGCUGACCAAGGAGCUAGACCAUCUCAGAACCACACAGGCUAUGGUCAACCGAUGUAUCUUCCAAGUAAAGACACAGGCUAUGGCUCUCAUUCCCCUGAUCGAAUGGGUAUAAAUAACUUGGAUGCUCCACAAACUCUUAUUUCAUACAGUGGUAGCAUGGAUCCUGUAAAUCAUGUUAGAGCAGAGAAAAGGCAUUAUCCGCACUGCAUGCUCAAUGAUAACUCACCUCUGCAGCAGCAAUACUACCAUGAAAUACCCCAGCAGCCAAACAAUCUGCUUCCUUGUAGUAGACCACAGCAACAGCUUGAUAUGCGUGUGGGUGCUGUUCCUCACGGUGUGAAUGAAUAUGAGUGGCAGGAAAAUCAGCAUCAUAGAAGGUAUCGAGAAAAUCCCAGGAUCGAACCAAGAGGUGUACUAAAGACAAGCAAUUUACCAGAAGAAAUGCGUAAAGUUUUUAUCACAUACUCUGUAGACACUGCCUGGGAGGUACUCCGUCUUGCAGAUCUUCUCCGAGCCAAUGGAUUUCAGGCCACAGUGGACGUGCUUGAGGGAUCAUUACGAGGCAUGGAUAUUAUCAGGUGGAUGGAACGAUAUCUGAGUGAUAUGAGUGUCAUGAUAAUCGUGGCAAUCAGUCCACAAUACAAGGUGGAUGUAGAGGCUGAUUCAUCCCGACCAUCAGAUGAUCAUGGCCUGCAUACUAGAUACAUACACAGAAUGAUGCAAAUAGAGUUUAUAAAACAAGGAAGCCUCAAUUUCAGAUUCAUUCCAGUGCUUUUCCAGAAUGCUACAAUGGAGCAUGUGCCAGCCUGGCUGAGAAACACUAAUAUUUAUCGGUGGCCAGAGCAAACAAACCAUCUCAUCUUGCGUUUGUUACGGGAGGAGGUAUUUAUAACCCCACCUGUUGGAAAACUGCCAUUACUUCAAGUACAGUCAAUCCUAAGACCUUGAUGAGGGCAAGCAUAGCAGGCCUGCACAUUACAAGGUGUCUUGUUCAAGGUUCCUGAUAUUCCAACAAUCUGCUGGGAGGAAGCAGACAUGAUAUCCAGCAUUUUUUUUACUUUUACUCUUAAUGAGGGCAUUUCACUGGGGUCUGAGCAUUAUUGUACUUGCUUGUUUUAUUCUCUGUGUUUAAAGGAAAACUAUACCCCCCCAAACAAUGUAGGUCUCUAUAAAAAGAUAUUGCAUAAAACAGCUCAUAUGUAAAACCCUGCUUCAUGUAAAUAAACCAUUUUCAUAGUAAUAUACUGUACUUUUCUAGUCGUAUGUGCCAUUGGUUAAUCAUAAAAAGAAAAUUGGCAUUUUAAAAAAUAAGGGCCACAAACAUACAAAGAAACCAUACUCGAUAUUCGAAUUCGAAGGAUUUAACUUCGAGGGUCGAAUUUGAGGGUUAAUUAACCCUCGAUAUUCGACCCUUGAUAAAUAUGCCCCCAAAUAUGAUGUAAAUUGUCUGUUGCUUAAGUGUUCAUUUUGGGGAUAUAGUUUUCCUUUAAUAUAAAGUGUGCAUGGCUAUCGUGGUGCUUCACAUUCAAGUGUUUACUACAACCAUCAACCUUACAAACCCACACACCUCACACAUACAUUUACAGACUUAAGCUGGCCUUAGACACAACGAUCUGAUCGUACGAAUCGUGGAUUUGUACGAUUUUCGGAACGUGUGUAAAGAGUCCCGAUAUUUUUCGGUCGUUUGGUCGAUCAGACAGGUUAAAAGAUUUCUGUCGACUGCCGAUAAUAUCUCUGCGUGUAUUGCCGAUCGUACGAUUUUCAGUGGGAGACUGUCACUAGCUUUGUCUAUCGUAGGAUUGCUGUCAGGGGCAGAACAUCGGCUGAUCUGUUCUUUAACUACUUUAUUUGGUUGGAAUGGUAAGACUUUGAUCUGAAUGGUUAGUGACAGGUCGGGACAUGGGAAAGUCCGAUCGUACAAUGAUUCGUACGAUCGGAUCUUUGCGUCUAUGGCCAGCUUAACACUAACAUACAUUAAUCACACAUAUUGAUGCUAAGACAAAAAUGUGUUUGAUUUUGCUGGAUAUGAAAUAUUGCAUUGGCAAUACAAAUGUACGUUUCACUUUUGAAUGUGUAAGUCAUUUAAGGGGUACUGCAAUUCUCUGACGGUUCUUAUAAUGAUAUCCAAUGAUACCUGUAACAUUUUUCCAAAGAUCUGUAAUACAUGAUCCUUUCACUAGAUGGUGCAGUAAGAUAAAAUGUGCCUCUACUUUGUUUUGUUCGUAAAUGUCAUCUGGUAUGGCUGCUUGGCCUACAAGACAGAAUUCCUUAGCCUUUAAUGCAUAUACUGAAUGUAGACAUAAUAAAAUAUUUGUUUCUGUCGAUUAUUGCACUUUACAGCAAGUCAGUACAACUCUUGAUGGAUAGUUGCUGAAAAAAAAAUGAUUUUGCCGAUUUUUUUGUAUUUUUCAAUUGAACAAAAAUAAAACGUGGUAUGGUGGCUUA
Messenger RNA from Xenopus laevis (African clawed frog), 2723 nucleotides. It is a transcript of the gene traf3ip2.L, whose product is annotated as E3 ubiquitin ligase TRAF3IP2. The record is from RefSeq and is a predicted model, not a curated record. The transcript is spliced from 9 exons. The coding region runs from base 210 to 1226 and encodes 338 amino acids. Lineage: Eukaryota; Metazoa; Chordata; Amphibia; Anura; Pipidae.